ACAGAAGCCCAACAAAAAAAAAUAAAAAGUAUACGGUGAGGAAACUGAAAACCGGGAACGGCGUAGUUUAGCGUUAAAAUUAUAAAAAGGCUACAAUGCACCCACAGUUACCGUCAUUCGACGCAGCCCAUAGUUCCGCCAUUGAUCGGAGAAUAAAUUCUCUUCUCAAACAUCUCGAUCCUUCUUCAUCUUCUCAAUCUGCUGCUGCGGCUAUGGACUCAUUAUCUGCUUCUCCAACUUCCUCAUUUCAAUCCAACUCUGUCUUUUCUCACGUCGAUCAAGCUCCUGAAGAUCCUAUCCUUGGGGUUACUGUUGCCUAUAACAAAGAUCCCAGUCCGGUUAAGCUGAACUUAGGUGUUGGUGCUUAUAGAACAGAGGAAGGAAAACCUUUAAUCCUUAAUGUUGUCCGAAAAGCAGAGCAGAUACUUGUUAAUGACAGUACCCGGGUAAAGGAAUAUAUUCCUAUUGUUGGAAUAGCUGAUUUCAACAAAUUGAGUGCAAAGCUCAUUUUUGGUUCUGACAGCCCUGCUAUCCAAGAGAGCAGAGUGACCACUGUUCAGUGCUUAUCUGGAACUGGCUCAUUGAGAGUUGGGGCUGAGUUCUUGGCUAGACACUAUGCCCAGCGCACUAUAUAUGUUCCUGUACCAACAUGGGGAAACCACCUGAAAAUUUUCGCACUGGGAGGCUUAGCUGUGAAAACUUAUCGUUACUAUGAUCCCUCAACACGUGGAUUGCAUUUCCAAGGUUUACUAGAAGACCUCGGUUCUGCUGAGAUGGGAUCCGUUGUGCUUCUUCAUGCAUGUGCUCAUAAUCCUACUGGAGUUGAUCCAACAUUGGAGCAGUGGGAGCAGAUCAGGCAAUUGAUUAGGUCGAAGGGGCUGUUGCCAUUUUUUGACAGUGCUUAUCAGGGUUUUGCUAGUGGAAGUUUGGAUGCUGAUGCCCAACCUGUUCGCAUUUUUGUGGCUGAUGGAGGCGAAUGUCUUGUAGCUCAGAGUUAUGCAAAGAACAUGGGACUUUAUGGAGAACGUGUUGGAGCCCUGAGCAUUGUUUGCAAGAAGGCUGAUGUUGCUAGCAGAGUGGAGAGUCAAUUGAAACUUGUCAUCAGGCCUAUGUAUUCAAGUCCUCCCAUUCAUGGCGCAUCUAUAGUGGCUACCAUUCUCAAGGAUAGUGAAAUGUAUCAUGAAUGGACUAUUGAGUUGAAGGCAAUGGCUGAUCGUAUUAUCAGCAUGCGUCAAGAACUCCACGAGGCCUUGCUAGCCAAAGGUACACCUGGUGAUUGGAGUCACAUUAUCAAGCAGAUUGGAAUGUUUACUUUUACUGGUCUCAACAAAGAUCAAGUAGCUUUCAUGACGAAAGAAUUUCAUAUUUACAUGACGUCUGAUGGGAGAAUAAGUAUGGCGGGUCUAAGCUCAAGGACAGUUCCACAUCUUGCUGAUGCUAUAGAUGCAGCUGUUAAACUAGCGGGUUAAGUAACAUAUUCAGUUUCUUCUUCUUCGUAUACUAAGUAAUGCUGGUAAUUUCGCGAGGAUGUUGUUUUGUUAGUAAUAAUUAUUCACCUCGACGAAGGUGAAAUAUGAAUGGUUGAAAAUGUGGUAUUCUUUUAGGAUGCUGCUGAAACUGUGCUAUUGAAAAUGAGUUUUAUUUAUUU
This is a messenger RNA of Impatiens glandulifera, 1648 nucleotides long. RefSeq names its product aspartate aminotransferase, cytoplasmic-like. The record is from RefSeq and is a predicted model, not a curated record. Gene Ontology annotation, biological process: biosynthetic process; amino acid metabolic process. Gene Ontology annotation, cellular component: mitochondrion. NCBI's taxonomy places the organism in Eukaryota, Viridiplantae, Streptophyta, Magnoliopsida, Ericales, Balsaminaceae. Gene Ontology annotation, molecular function: pyridoxal phosphate binding; L-aspartate:2-oxoglutarate transaminase activity. The transcript has 12 exons. Bases 96 to 1469 code for a protein of 457 amino acids.